This is a messenger RNA of Nothoprocta perdicaria, 644 nucleotides long. RefSeq names its product CD3d molecule (gene CD3D). Gene Ontology annotation, molecular function: transmembrane signaling receptor activity. Gene Ontology annotation, biological process: positive thymic T cell selection; cell surface receptor signaling pathway. The record is from RefSeq and is a predicted model, not a curated record. Bases 1 to 504 code for a protein of 167 amino acids. NCBI's taxonomy places the organism in Eukaryota, Metazoa, Chordata, Aves, Tinamiformes, Tinamidae. The transcript is spliced from 5 exons. Gene Ontology annotation, cellular component: external side of plasma membrane; alpha-beta T cell receptor complex; membrane.
AUGGCCGCCGCGCAGCACCACGGGAAGGCGGACAGCGGGCAGGAGGCCGUGCUGGUGAAGGAGGCGAGCGGGCGCGUGGCGCUGCAGUGCGACGCGGGCAAGGACGCGGCCGUGUCGUGGUGGCGGCGCGGCGAGCCGGUGGGCAGCGGGCCGCGCCUCGAGCUGGGCGCCGCGCACGACGACCCGCGCGGGCUCUACACGUGCCGCGUGAGCGGCGGCGCCCUGCGCGCCCCGCGGGACGUGGCGCUGCACGUGCACUACCGGCUGUGCCAGAACUGCAUCGAGCUGGACGCCGCCACCAUCUCCGGCAUCGUGGUCGCCGACGUGGUCGCCACUGUGUUCCUCGCCAUCGCCGUCUACUGCAUCAGCGGCCACGACAAGGGGCGCCUGUCGCGAGCUUCUGACAGGCAGAACCUCAUUGCCAACGAUCAGCUUUACCAGCCUCUCGGUGAGCGGAACGAUGGGCAGUACAGCCGGCUAGCACCUGUCAAGGCCCGCAAGUGACGUCUGAAAAUGUGUGGGACUCAGGACCCCUCCACACCGAGAGCACAAACAGCCGGGAUAGGAUCCCGGCAUUGCCUCAGGGAACUCACGGCUGGCUGAAGACAGUGUGAGUUUUUACCCACCUAGCCCUCCAGCAUCCU